Messenger RNA from Radiomyces spectabilis, 738 nucleotides. Its product is annotated as Pex12 amino terminal region-domain-containing protein. The transcript is spliced from 5 exons. Gene Ontology annotation, molecular function: zinc ion binding. NCBI's taxonomy places the organism in Eukaryota, Fungi, Mucoromycota, Mucoromycetes, Mucorales, Radiomycetaceae. Gene Ontology annotation, cellular component: peroxisomal membrane. The record is from RefSeq and is a predicted model, not a curated record. Bases 1 to 738 code for a protein of 245 amino acids. Gene Ontology annotation, biological process: protein import into peroxisome matrix.
AUGCUGCGUUCACCGUCUCAACCUCCCAUACCUGAAUGGAAAAAUGACUGGAAACAAAUUCAGCCUGCAUUACGCAAAAUUCGGCGGUCCAUGGCAUCGCUACCAACCUCGUCUCUCAAAGUCAUGCGAGUUAGUCAGCUGGAUUCCGACAUUCUCGAUUUUGAACUCUUUGACAUUCUCAAACAACAACUCUGGAAUGCGUUGGAACUUUUCAAGCCCACAUUUAAAGAAUCGCUCGAGCCCGAACUACUCGCCAUCCUCAAUUUUGUCCUCUUCAAACUCUCGGUUUAUGAUUCUUCGGCGACCUAUGGCGCACAGUUGCAAAACUUGAAGUAUCGCAACGAAUGGAAGCAUGGGGGUGCAUUGGAAUCCAUUGCUACGGAUGCUCCUUUGACAAAGACACAAAAGAUUAUUUAUGGUGUAUUGACGGUUGGGGGACAGUAUGCUUGGACAAGACUCAAUCGAUUGGUUACUAUACGUGGCUGGGGUGAGCUCGACGAGACGGAUAUGCGUUACAAGUUUUAUCGAUUGCUACAAGCCGGUGAAAAGUACUGGAAGGCAUUCUCACUGCUGAAUUUCCUCGUGUUCCUUUACAACGGAAAAUAUCGCACAUUGAUUGAUCGCAUUCUCGCUAUGCGUUUGGUCUAUGCAAAGAAAUCAUUGAAUCGCCAAGUCAGUUUUGAAUUCCUGAAUCGACAGAUGGUGUGGCACGCAUUUACGGUAGGCUGUCGUGGAUAA